GACCUACAUGAGGGUUAAAGAACGAGUGGAGGCUGAUAAAGACAAGGUUCUGGUGGUGAACCCGGUGUUCUUCAAGUACGCUCACGAGCGUUGGACCGAGGGUCACGGGCGCUACCCGUCCACCGGCAUGCUGGCCCUCAUCUUCGCUCUGCACACCUGCGACCAGGUGUCCGUGUUCGGUUACGGCGCCGACAAGCAGGGGAACUGGCACCAUUACUGGGAAGAGAACCGCUACGCUGGAGCCUUCAGGAAGACCGGCGUCCACAGCGCCGACUUCGAGACAGUGAUCAUCCAACAGCUGGCCAAAGAGGGCAAGAUCAGUCUGCAUCUGUGACCCACUGACCCCCAGACCCACUGACCCCCAGACCCACUGACCCCCAGACCCACUGACCACCAGACCCACUGACCCCCAGACCCACUGACCCCCAGACCCACAGACCACAGCCUGAUGGACUGACAUGAAUAAAGACUGAAAGACGUGCUGACUGAUGGACUGACCAACAUAAAACUGGAGUUCAUUGUCUUGAUUAGCUGAUUGGUUUACAAAAUGCCAAUAUUUAUAGUGAAAUUCUGUCCAUGGUGAUCUCUUUACCUGUCUUAUCAGUACAAACCCAAAGAUUUUCAGUUUAAUAUUAAAUAUAAAACUCUUAAUUAAUUAAUAUUUGGCAUUAAAGAUAACUUUGAGGAUUAAUUGAUUAUCUAAAAAGGUAGCUAUUAUUUUUAAUUGACCUAUUGUUGCAGCUCUAGUGCUGACUGACCCACAGACAGACCUGCUGACUGAAGGAUCCUCUGCUCACUCAGCAGAUCACUCUUCACUCAAUUGACAGAGAACCAGCUACAUCUCGUCUGGUAUCCAGCGGAGUUGAAAGUGUCUUUGCAUUCCCAGCUGUGCUAAAAUCGGAAUCAACUCUGGACCUUAUGUGCCUGCCAGAUGUGUCUGUUGGGAUUCGGACAGGAGUCAGACCUGUACUUCUUGCACAUCAAUCACCACGUCUGCCUUGAGUCAGAAAUCCACUAAUGCCGGAUUGAAGCCGCUGUUUGGUAUUGACAUUGUUGAAUACCUGGAUUACCUGUGGAUGGAGCCUUUCAGGAUAGAGGAGCUAAACCUGCCACUUCCACUUGAAGGAUGCAGCUUAGAUCUCCUCCCUCUCGCUGGUUUAAUUGAAAUCCAGCUUAACAUGAACAUAAAUACAGAUUUGCGGGACCUUCCACUGCUUAAACAGACCUUAUGUUGCUGUCUGGGACUGCGAGGAUGGACCACACAAGUUGUGCUCUAAGCGGGGAAACAACCACAGACUUUAUAUAUUUGAUUUGAUUUUAUAGAUAUUAUACAGGGAUAACCUCUUUUUUUAUUUUGUAUUAAAGCACUUUUCCCUUAAGAAGAAAAGGCACAAAAGGGCCAUGUUGUUGCUUUCUCUGUCCAACAAAGACUUUCUUUUCUAUUUUCUAUCAUUUAUAAUCCACCCAUUUAUUCUGAAUGAAACAAACCGUCCUGAUCCGGAGGGUGUCUCUGUCCGGACAGACUUUAACUGGAAAUGGGACAAAGUCUUUACGUGUUUUUUAACGUCUACAUUUUUGGAAUGUAAGCCAAUGAUGCUUCCCGUCUCGACCAUAUAUGGAACUGGAGACAAUGAGUGGGAGGAGCCUGUGUGAGGUUCUCAGCCUGUGUUUAAACUCCUUCAUGAUGAUUCAACAGUCUGCCGUUUUCAGCGGUUUCACUCACAAAACAGAAGUUUAAUGUUUUAAGGGACUACUUUUUUAGAUCCACUAGCUGAAAAAGUUAAUGAAAAGCGACAAUGUUAAACUCUGCAGCUUUACAUAACUUCCUUUGUUGUUGAAGACUGUUUCACUUUGUGAUGUAACUCUUCUGAGUCAAAGACGAGGAGACAGUGCAAGACUAAACUAAAGAUUUAUUAAACAAAACUUAACAAAGUCAAACAAUCAGUAACACCACCAGUGUGGGUGGUGCAUGGACGAGAGGGAGAGUAGUGCAAUGUAAGUCCAACCAAAAAAAUCACCAACCAUAUGAAUGAAGACGGAACGACCGGUCCAGCAGGAACUUCCUGUUUAAAGGGAGACGACAGCGCGCUGUCACACCUGUGCUGUGAAUGUACAAAAACUGUUGCUGUUUUUCAAUCACAGUCGUCUGAAUGUUUGUGGCUUCGUUUACACUGAGAAGUUUCAGGACGUUUCACACUGGGGAAGUUUGAGUCUGAAUCUGAGUUCCAUUGUCCGUCUCAGAUUGAUAAUGGACAUUUUCUUUGCAUUUCUGUUUUGUAUGAUGGGGACAAUUCAGCAUAAUAUGCAGAACAUUUAAGUAAUUUGCAUCCAUCAGCCAUCCAUAUUAAGAAAGUAUAAUUUGGACAGAAUACACAUCAAACUGUUAUUAAUUUAUUCGUCAAUUUAUCAGUCUUCCACGUUAUCAUUUAGAUUGUAUGUGUUGUUUUUAAUGGUCACUUUUAAAUUGGUGUUUCACUUUGUUUUUGUUGUGGAAAAAAGUCAUUAACGGAUAUUUUGUCAUAUUUGUUUUAUUUUUAUUGACACACAUGUUGACUUUUUAAAGAGAGAUAUCACAAACUGUAACUCUUAAUUUAGCUCAUUUUAGCCUUUUUGUAGCUUAUGUUAAUGCUUUUGGGAAGGAACAGAAACACAUUUAUCGUGUAUAUGCAUCUCAAUUAAUAUUUGAUUUGGGGUUAAAUUGAGCAUUUGCAUUUCAAAUAUUUGUCUUUCUUUUUAAAAAGGCAGCUAAAUGAUGAGCAACUAGCGUUGACCAGCCAUACAUGUAGUAUAUUAUCACCCUAAACUCAGUGCUCUGCCUUUAGUUCUGUUCUGUUAGCAGUACGUCAAAACUUCAGCUUUUUAAUCUCUUGUUUUAUGCUUAAAAUGCCACAAAUUUGGACUAUAGGUUUCCUGGCUGAGACUCUCAGGUUAACCAUGUAUUGGAUUGGGACAAAUGUAAAUGUUAGUUUUUCUGGCGCUCCAUUUCCAGAUUCAGACCAACUUGCCAGUGUGAAAUCGUUUCAAAGCUCAGUCUGCUUCAAACUAACUUGUUGAUGCAACGUCUAAAGGCCAGGAUGUGUGGCGUGAAAAUCCUGCCGUCAUAUAUUCCUCCUGGCAGCAUCUCACUGCGUCCUUGAAUGCCGUCCAAAAUAUCUGAGUCUGUGUAAGAUGCAGCUGUUGGAGAGUGGGUUUUUAGACGAUCCAACAAGCACUUUAAAGCAGACUGAGGGCUCUAUAUGAUCAUGGAUGCUGAAUUAUUAUCUGGAGGCGGAUGCUCUGCUGCUCACUUUGGCUGCAGUUAAAUGCUCUAUUAAAACCCAUCUGCUGAGUCUUCUCAAGCUGGGUUUUAAUCUGAAACAUCUGCUGCUUGUUUUAUAGUUUUUGCAGAGAUUUAACACUUUGAUGGCUCCCCGAUAAAAAAAAACCCUUCUGCUGGUUAACUGGGAAAUAAUCCACUUUAUGAGGGACGUUCAGCAGCUAAAUGACAGAGCAGCAGCCAUCCAGAGUCCUGAGCUGGACUUCACAUCCGGAGGGAAGGUUUUGGAGUUUGCUGACUUUAGUUGUAGUAAAAAGAUGUACUUCCUCACACUAAAGAAAGACAAGUUUGCUGUGAGUAUAAAUCCAAAGUUGUGCUUAUUAAUAGUCUUCCUGCAGUCCGGGAAUUUAGAUGUUUCCACUAGGAAUUGGAAGGUGCCGAUUAAAUCAAAUAAACCAAUCAUGAUGUAUGUUCACUUAUCAUAGCUUUAAUCAGCGCUUCAUGUUUAAACUGUGACUGUUUGAUAAAAGGACAUUUCAGUUUCAUUUAACAAACAACCUACUGAUCAUUGAUUCAUUCGUAGUUGCAGACAGAAGCACUGUGAUCUUUCAAAACAACACCACUGUCACUUUGAAUAAAAUGAAAGAAAAGUACGUGUGUUUUGUUCUUCCAAAGGUUCUGGAGGUACAUGUUGGCACAAUCUAACACUGAUGAAGAUGUCUAUAAAAGUCCCCUUGGCAGUUUAUUUCUGCCGCCAUGAUAAAAAUAAACAUUUGCUCAGUUUCCAGUA
This is a messenger RNA of Trematomus bernacchii (emerald rockcod), 4046 nucleotides long. It is a transcript of the gene st3gal8, whose product is annotated as ST3 beta-galactoside alpha-2,3-sialyltransferase 8. Gene Ontology annotation, molecular function: beta-galactoside (CMP) alpha-2,3-sialyltransferase activity. The record is from RefSeq and is a predicted model, not a curated record. NCBI's taxonomy places the organism in Eukaryota, Metazoa, Chordata, Actinopteri, Perciformes, Nototheniidae.